Anoplopoma fimbria (sablefish) is the source of this 2163-nucleotide messenger RNA. Its product is annotated as fibrous sheath CABYR-binding protein. Bases 325 to 2061 code for a protein of 578 amino acids. The transcript has 8 exons. The record is from RefSeq and is a predicted model, not a curated record. NCBI's taxonomy places the organism in Eukaryota, Metazoa, Chordata, Actinopteri, Perciformes, Anoplopomatidae.
CGGACUUCACUGAAAAAUGAUGCCUGUUGGAUCCAGAAAUCAAAGCAGGAGCAAGAAGAAGCAAGCAGCGCAGACCAUGCUGUGGAAACCAGACCCGCUUCAGUCACCCUGAAUUCAUACGUCCUGUCCACGGCCAAGAAAUUUGAAUUAAUAGUUUCUCGAGUGAGCCCUCCUCUUGAAAAUACACAGUUUUUUCGAUCUGAAAGCGAUUCAUCUAAUCAGGCAAAUUGUGAAGUUAUUCCUCCCCAAGAAGAUGCUCAGCCUGAGGGGUCAACAGUGGAGACCACAGAUGAUUCAAAGCCCCAAGCACCCACAGAAGAACUUAUGCAAAAGGAUGAGGCACAAACAGAAAAAACAAUUGCCAACACAACUGCAGAAAAUAAGGAACAAUAUGCUGCAGUUUACCAGUUAAAUGUUGAACCAAAUGGCGAGGCUGCUGACCUCUCUGCAGAAGUCUGUGUUGCAGAACAAAUCCAAAAUGGUGAACCACAGCCAAUUUCUUCAACAAAUGAAAAUCCAGAGGAAGUGUCUCCUGUUGCGCCAGCUAAGCAAACAGUUUCUGCCACAACUGCAGAAAACAAGGAAGAACAUAAUGAUAACACAUUUGACCAGUCAAACGUAGAACACAAUGAGGCCAAGGUCUCAGCAGAUGUUCAUGUGGAAGAUCCUGUUGCAGAAACCUCCGCUGUUCCUGCGGCUGAACUGAAAACCACAGAGGAACCUUCAACCGAAACAGAGCAAGCAAAUGCAACGCUAUUGGAAGAUGCAACAGUACAAUCAGUUGUGCAGCCUGCAGAGGGAAGUUGUGAGAAAUGUCCUCCAGAACAGUCUGCAGAAGAAAUCAUUGAAGCUGUAGCUGAGAUUGCUGUGGAGUCAUCAAUUGACACGAGUGACGUGGUUAAUGCAACACCUGGACAAGAGGUUGCUCUCCAAGACAGUGUUGAAGCUGUAGCUGAGGUUGUAACAAAGUCUUCAUCUGACACCAGUUACGUGGUUAAUGCAACACCUGGACAGGAAGCUGCUCUACAAACCAGUGUGGAACCAGUCCCUGAAUUUUUGGCAGUAUCUGAAUCUGAACCGCCUACUCAACACGCUGCUGAAACUGCUACAGAGGGGAAUUGUGAGAACGGUCCUCCAGAGCAUGCUGCAGAAGAAAUUGUUGAAGCUGUAGCUGAGGUUGCGGUGGAGUCAUUAUCUGACACCAGUGACGUGGUUAUUGCAACACCUGGAAGUGAAGCUGCCCUCCAAGACAGUGUUGAAGCUGUAGCUGAGGUUGUGGUGGAGUCUUCACCUGAGACACCUGCUGUGACUGGUGCAGUAGUAGAGAAUGCUGCUCUCCAAGUCAGUGUGGACCCAGUCCCUGACUUAGUGGCAGAUUCUGCAUCUGAACCACCUACCCAAGAAGCUGCUGAAACUGCAAUUCAUCCUGAAGAGUCUAGAGUUGAGUCUGCAGCCUCAGCAGAGCCAGUUUUAAAGGCCGGAGCUGAAGAGGUAGUUAAGUGUGAAGUCCAGCCUGUUGAUAACCCUGUUGUCGAGCAAAGUGUUGAGCCAACAUCUGAGAGAGCGGCAGAUCAUGUGGUGGAGCUGACCAUCAAGGAUGCUGUUGAACCUGCAACAUCUUUAGAUGCUGAAGCUGCUCUGGAUGGGUUUUCUGACAGACUCAUUGAACUGUUGGAUGCAUUAGAUGUGGAGCCACCGACAACUGAAGCUGCUCCUGAGCCUCUAAAGGAUCCAAAACAAUCCCGCACUGAGACCAAGCUGAACGGAUACUCUGAUGAUACUAACACCUCUGACUUGUCUCAAAAGUCCAAGGAGCAUCCACAAUCCAUACAAACUAAGUAUAAGACCAGGUAUAGCAAUGUCUGUUCAUUCUGUGACAAAAUAAUCGAUGGAAAUGUCAAGAUCUACCUCAGUGAACCUGUGAUGAGCUGCCACCCUGACUGUCUAAAGUGCGGUGUGUGUGCAAAGGCCCUGGGAGACAUGCUGACCCCCAUGUUCUUGCAUCACCAAGCGGUCUUAUGUGGUGGCUGCUUUGCUGAAGCUCUCAAGACCGAAAUCUAACUGGGAAAAGUAUGUGGCUCAAGAAGAUUGAAAGCAUACCUCACUGCUUUUGCCCUAACUCUGUAAUCUGGAUUUGUAUCAUCACAUUCUGUAUAUGUUUAA